AUGGCGGCCUUUGCCCGCCUGCUGGAGCGUCUCGGGUGGUUCGCUCGAGCUCAAGAGGCAGCAGAGCAGGAGACAGAGGUGGAACACAAGGUCCCCGGCGAGCCUGGGGGUCUCCUGGAGUCGCCCCGAUGCUCGCAGAGGCUACAUGGGGGUGCGGCGGCUGCGCUCGGUCUGCGCUUCGGGGCGAGUGCAGUGCAGGGCUGGCGCGCGCGCAUGGAGGACGCGCACUGCGCUCGGCUGGCUUUGCCUGGGCUGCCGUCGGGUUGGGCUUUUUUCGCAGUCCUGGAUGGCCACGGGGGAGCGCGAGCUGCACGCUUCGGAGCGCGCCACCUCCCAGGUCACGUGCUGGGGGACCUGGGUCCCGCGCCCCGGGAGCCGGAGGAAGUGCGCCAGGCUCUGCGUAGCGCCUUCCUCCGCACAGAUGCGCAUCUGCGCGCGCUCUGGCCCCUCAACGACCCCGGCGGCUCGACGGCAGUAGUACUGCUCGUGUCCCCGCGCUUUCUUUACCUGGCGCAUUGCGGGGACUCGCGAGCUCUGCUGAGCCGAUCGGGCUCUAUGGCUUUCUGUACCGAGGACCAUCGUCCUCACCGGCCUCGGGAACGCGAGCGUAUCCAUGACGCUGGUGGCACCGUUCGUCGCCGGCGCGUUGAGGGCUCCCUGGCCGUGUCCCGAGCCCUAGGCGACUUCGCCUUCAAACAGGCAUCCGGGAGGCCUCCUGAGCUGCAGCUCGUGUCCGCUGAGCCCGAGGUGGCUGCGCUGGCACGCCAGGCCGAGGACGAGUUCGUGCUCCUGGCCUCCGAUGGCGUGUGGGACGCCCUGUCUGGUGCGGACCUGGUGGGGCUGGUGGCGUCGCGCCUCCGUCUGGGCUUGGCGCCAGAGCAACUCUGUGCUCAGCUGUUGGACACGUGUCUAUUCAAGGGAAGUUUGGAUAACAUGACUUGCAUGGUGGUCUGCUUCCCAGGGGCCCCCAGGCCUUGUGAGGAGGCAAUCAGAAGGGAGAUGGCUUUAGACGCAGCCCUGAGCCACAAAGUUGCCGAGCUGUAUUUCUCUGCUCAGGAACCCCCACGCCUAAACACAGUUUUCAGGACCCUGGCGUCAGAGGACAUCCCAGGCUUGCCUCCCGGAGGAGGGCUCCAUAGCAAGGCCACUGUCAUUGCCGAAGCUUACUCCAAACUCCGUCAGACCUCAGAGGAAUGUCAAGAGAAGAGGUGAGAUGAUGUGGAAACCACCAGCACUUAUCCAACUCUUGACUUGAACUCAGGCCUGACAACGGCCAUCCUCUGGGGACCAUCUGCAUAGCUCAGGGGAAAUCUGUGCUUCCCUACAUGAGAGGCAGAGGAAGGACGGCCAGCGUGGAGGAACCUAGAAUCUUCAUUUCCCCUCUCGUACUUCCCCCACACGAGUCUCAUGAGGGGGAACUCCACUGUCACCCAACAGUGACAAAGGAAAAAAAAAAGCUGAACGUGGUUCCUUUUUUUUCACCCUUAAUACUUAAAUCCAAACAGAUCUUAAGUGAUUCGUGUAUAACAGUCUUUCUGUUUUUUUAAAACCUGUUCUACAAGGAGGUGGUAAGAGAUCUGAAUAUUAAAUUUUUUGAAUCAAUAAAGCAGUUCCAAGUGCAUUCCCGUUUUUUUUUUUGUUUUCUUUUAAUUAUUCCUAUUUGUUUUGUGUUUAUGUAUGUGUGGAAGCGCAUGCCAUGGCAGGCACAUGGCAGUGAAAGGAUGCCUUUGAGGAGCUGGUUCUGGGGAUGAACUCAGGUCCUCAGAUUGGCAACUUGCUUUUGUUGUUUUCUUUUUUUACCCCCCUCUGUUUCCCUUUCAGGCAUUUGUUUAUUUUUCCGUAUAGGUGCGUUUUGCCUGCAUUUAUCGACACGUAUUGCAUGUGUGCCUUGUGCCGGCAGAGGCCAGAAGAGGGCAUCAGAUCCCCUCUGACUGGAUUUACAUAGCUUUGGGAACUGUACCAGGAUGCUAGGAACCAAACCAAAUUCCUCUGCAAGAGCAGUAAGUUCUCUUCUUUCUCUUCUUUGCAGAGCCAUCUUGCUGGCGAUCCUUUAGUUUUUGUUUUGACCAUGUUGCCCAGGAGAACCUUGAACCAGAAACCUUCCUGCCUUGACCUCUCAGGUGCUGAGGCCACAGGAACGCACCGCUUCUUCCAGUUCCAUGUUUUCUUUUCUCCUUCUUUCUUUCUUUUUUUAAUUUUUUAUUUUUGUUUUUCAAGACAGGGUUUCUGUAUAGCUUUAGAGCCUGUCCUGAAACUCGCACUGUAGACCAGAGAUCCACCUGUCUCUAUACCUCCUAAGUGCUGGGAUUAAAGACAAGGCAUGUGCCACCACCAUCUGGCUCAGCUCCACAUUUUCUUGAAAAAAGUGGCUUGUUGCCAGGCACGAUGGCACCAGUUUGUGAUUCCAGUACUUCCAGGAUUGAUGCAAAGAUGCUCCAGGAACUCAAGACCCUCGCUAGCCACAUGUGGAGUUUGAAUUGCACGAGACCCUAUCAAGAAAAAAAAAAAGUCGGGGAGGCUCACUGGUUAAGAGUGCUUGCUGCACAGUCAUGAAUGAGGACCUGAGUUUGAAUUCACACAAGCAGACACCCUGAAAAUGCCUGUAACUCCAGCUCCAAGAGAUCUGACACCCUGUCUGACCUCCAUAAGCGAGCAGGUGCAUGCACCACCACAC
This is a messenger RNA of Alexandromys fortis (reed vole), 2674 nucleotides long. It is a transcript of the gene Ppm1n, whose product is annotated as protein phosphatase, Mg2+/Mn2+ dependent 1N (putative). Gene Ontology annotation, molecular function: magnesium ion binding; manganese ion binding; protein serine/threonine phosphatase activity. The transcript has 5 exons. Lineage: Eukaryota; Metazoa; Chordata; Mammalia; Rodentia; Cricetidae. Gene Ontology annotation, cellular component: nucleoplasm. The record is from RefSeq and is a predicted model, not a curated record. Gene Ontology annotation, biological process: protein dephosphorylation. Bases 1 to 1212 code for a protein of 403 amino acids.